Messenger RNA from Erigeron canadensis, 3574 nucleotides. RefSeq lists its product as uncharacterized. Lineage: Eukaryota; Viridiplantae; Streptophyta; Magnoliopsida; Asterales; Asteraceae. The coding region runs from base 117 to 3347 and encodes 1076 amino acids. The record is from RefSeq and is a predicted model, not a curated record. The transcript has 8 exons.
AAGAAAUUGCGGGUGGAUCAGACGAGAGCAUGAGACCCGAUCCAUAAAUAAAACAAAUCUGCCGGCAUCCAUUCCAAACUGGUCAGUAUUUCCCGACGGAGUAUUCUUUUUCCAUAAUGAAAAGCCCUGCGGCGGUUCCAAACCCGCAUCUCCGCCGCUGUUCAUCACUGGAACUCCUUGUAUUCUGCCUCAUUAUCAUCUUUUUAAUCCAAUCGGUUGGCUCCACCAGCAGUAAAAAAGAAACAGUUGAAUGGCAAAUGCUCACGAAACACAAUUUCUCUUCUCAAGUUCGCUUAAAUCCUCAUAUCCUUGUCAUCGUCACCGUUCCGUGGUCUGGCGAGUGUCGAUCUCUUAUGAAGGAAUUAACCCACAUGGUCACAAAAAAUAAAGAGGAAUUUAGAACUCUGAAGUUGAUGUUCCUUCAUAAAAAUCAUGAUAAGAUGCUGGCAGAUGCUCUCGGUGCUACGAUGGAAAUAAAUAUAAUAUGUUACCGUCAUUCUUUGCCGUACAAGUAUCAAGGAAUACUUCGGGUUCAAAGCAUAUUGUCAUCUGUUCGUUAUCUUAUGUCACUUUUGCCUGAAGAACUCCCUCUUAAGUCUUUACAAACUGUGGAGGACCUAACAACCUUCCUUAAGUCAACGGAUAAGGCUUUACUUGUUUUGGAGUUCUGUGGAUGGACACCCAAACUGAUGGCCAAGGUCAUGAAUAAUGUGUCUGAAAUCGCUUUUGGUGUUUCUCCGGGGACAGGUUUAUAUGGAGAACAUGAUGAAAUACAUUCAGUUGAUGAGAAGAAAAAUCAGGGUAUGGAAAACAAAAAGAUUACAUGUGAUGUAAAUGAUCAGUUUAGUGGACUUCCUGUGCUUGGUGAAUUCACUCCUCUCAAUAGGAGUGCUUUCUUGGAGGCUGAAAAAGUGAGCUCCAUAGAUGAAGCUUCUUGCAGUUUUGAGGAGUUUCAGCUAUUUGAGUCUUCCUUAUACAAUAUUACUAGUUUUGUCAGAGAGUUCUUUCUGCCUCCUGAAAGGCUAAAGUUUGGUUUAGUGUCUGAGAGAUCGCUAAUUUCAUCUCUAGGUGUUGGAGACACUGGUUCGUGGCUGAUGAUGCUUUACUCUAGUGGAUGUCCUAGCUGUGCUAAGGUUUUCAGAGGAGGAAGUGAUCUCAAAAGAAUCAUAGAGAUGAAUGCAUCACCUGCUAUGGAGCUUAAAGGUGAUGAAAAUGGUUUUGAUAUUGGUUUACCAGCUGAUAGGCCAUCAGUACUCCUUUUCAUAGACAGAUCAUCUGAUUCCUUGAAGAUUAGAAGAAAGAGUAUGGAUUCUCUUACGGUCUUAAGAGAACUAGCACUGCCUAAUCAUGUUCCAUCUAAAAUGACUACCCAAAACAUUGUCGGCUCACAUAGGACUAUUUCGCGGCCUCCUAAGUUAGAGCUGUCAAUAUCAUCUCAAAAGGCAACUGCAUUAUCAGAUAAAAUAACUAUUAUGGCCAUGAAAGAGGGUGAUCGUAUUACUAUUGAUGAUGUUGCAUCAAACUUGCAAGGUAGUUCCCUGCAAGAGGUCUUGACAUAUGUUCUUCAGCAGAAGAAACAAAGAAAAUUGAGUUCACUUGCUAAAGAUCUAGGCUUUCAGCUACUCUCUGAUGAUCUUGAUAUUACCAUGUCAGAAACAGAGCCCCAAUCUAUCAAAGGUUCUAUUGGCAGCGGCAAUGAUUUUGAUAAGGAUCAGAUAUCACAUGGGAAUGAUAUCGUCAAUGGGGAGCAUGAUACUUUAUCAAAACAUACUAAAGUAGAAUCUUCUGUGGAGGAUGAUGAUCUGAUAUCUGUCGAUACAAGUGCUCAAUUUUCUGUGAAGACUGAAGACCAUUACCGAGAGGAAUUCGUUGCCAGUUUUGAAUAUGAUAAUGUUGAAAAGGGAUCCAUUUUCAACUGUUCAUUUUUCUUUGUUGAUGGACAAUAUCGUUUACUAGAAGCCCUAACGGGAACUUUGAAGAUUCCAUCAUUAGUAAUUGUUGAUCCUCUUUCACAUCAACAUUAUGUCUAUCCCGAAGAGGCCAAUUUUGGUUAUUCUUCUCUAUCUGGUUAUCUUCAGUUAUUUUUUAACGGAAGUCUUCUACCAUAUCGACGCUCCAAAUCUGUUGUUUUCGACUCUAAAGAGACUCCACGUCCACCAUUUGUUAAUCAAGAUUUUCACGAGGUUGAUUCUAUACCUCGUGUUAGUGCUCUUACCUUUAUGGAGUUGGUUGUUGGUAACCGCUCUGGGUCCUAUGCUGAAAAUGCUUGGAAGAAGGACGUAUUGGUUCUUUUUACUAGUAGUUGGUGCGGGUUCUGUCUGAGAACGGAACUUGUUGUUCGAGAGAUAUACCGGGCAUUCAAAGGUUAUGGCAAUAUGGUGAAAAGUCAAUUCAGGAAUGAGCAAUCCUCAUCAAGAAAUGAUGGCAUAAACAAUACUAACUUGAAGCUGCCAAUGAUCUAUACGAUAGAUUGUGUAGAAAGUGACUGUAGUUCACUAUUAAAGUCAUCCACUAAGAGGGAUUUUUACCCAUCUCUGCUGUUAUAUCCGGCAGAAAGGAAGGAAGCAAUCUCUUAUGACAGGGAUAUAUCAGCAUUCAAUAUUAUAAAGUUUAUUGCAGAUCAAGGUGGCAAUUCUCAUUGGAUUUACCAGGAGCAAGGUGUUUUGUGGUCUGAACCUGAACAUGGAGUGUGGAAUGAGAAACAAUUUGAGGUUACAUCAGAACCUUUGACAGAUGAGGACGUUUUACUCUCAAAGGAAAAUAAUGAGAUUCUACUUAAGGACCGGACCCAGACCCAGAAGUUAGAGAUCAAAAGCAACCAGGUUAAACCUAAUACACCUCGCGAUUUCAGUGGAUCUGGCCACAAAAUACUACCUGGCUCCAUACUUGCUGCAACACAAAAACUUCAAAAUGUUUAUCCAUUUUCUAGAUCCAAAAUUCUCAUGGUGAAAGUUAAUGAAAGUAUUGGAUUCGAAGGUGUGAUCAUCAACAAGCUUAUCAGUUGGGAUUCCAUCACAGAACUCGAGGAGGGAUUGGAAUCGUUGAAAGAGGCACCAAUAUCUUAUGGUGGUCCUGUCAUAACACGUGGAAUGCCUCUUGUUUCUCUGACUCGUCAAUCAUUCAAAAAUGAGCAUCCUGAAGUUCUACCAGACAUCUACUUCCUUGAUCAAUUGGCUACAAACAAUUUGAUGCAACAUUUAAAGUCACACAAUCGGUCUAUGACUGAUUACUGGUUUUUUGUGGGGUACUCGGCAUGGGGUUGGAACCAACUAUUUGAUGAGAUUGCGGAUGGAUCUUGGAAUAUAAGUGAUGGGGCAGUGGAGCAGUUCAAAUGGCCAAUGACAUGAUGGCACUUGCUUUGCUUCUCAAAUGAGUUUAAGCCUACUCAAGCUUUUGAUGGUUAAAUUUAUAACUUGUUACAUUAGAACUGUACAUAGGAUGAAGGUUUUGCAUCGAUUUUUUUUCCUCUUCUGAGACGGUCAUAAAUGCCGUUUUGCUUUCGUUAUCAUUGUAUCGUUACAAAUAGAUAGACAAGUUGAAAAGGUUUUCUAAUGGUUGUAAAGUUAGAUUCCAA